UCAACCUGGACCUUGUCCUACAUACAGUAGAAGCGACCACAAUGGCAGAUAAGGCCGUUUCAAGUUAUAUGCGACUAUUCGAUGGCGUACAGCAAUACCCAACAUUGGCGUACCUGACUCACACACCCGCAGAACCGGUGCUGUCGCUCUGCGCCGCGCAUGAGCUCUUCAGCAGCGAAGACGUGUUCCCCAAGGCGUUUGGCACCCUGGCUAAAGACCUCUGUAGAGGAAAUCUGAUCCCGAAAGGGGAUAUUGGCGAGCUCGCUGCCAGAAUUCUUUUAUAUUGCCCUCGAGUACUUGCUCUCAAGAGAAAGAGAGACGAGCAGGAGCCGCUCAGGUGCGUUCGCUUGAUCGACUGGCUGGAAAAAUUCGCCAACCAUCACAUCAAUUUCACACAUUGGCUGGUGACAAAAGCGGCUCUCCCUGAGGAAGUGACCAGCAAUUUCCUCGCCAACUUGUGGGCGAGAGGCAGCGCACUACAAUGUUCGCAUAAUCAAGAAUCGUUCGACUACGCGGUCGUCUGCUACAUCGGCUCCGUAGAGGAUGACGCUCCCUUUGACCCCACCCAGUUAACGCUUGUUUACGGCCAGGUCAAGUUCAAGGUGAAUCCGGAUUACCAGGCGCGGGACAGAAUCCGGCCCAUUGGCCUGACCGACCGGCUGAAGCGCACAGGGGAGCCGUACCUGGUCCUGUUGAUGGAGUUUGGCACGGAGACACCUUUCUCUGAUACUAAUACAUGUGUCCGGACGGGAAAGCCUGCCGGUCACUCUACUCGCCUGACAAGAUCGGCGAGUAAACAGAGCGGCAAUCGCGCAGUCGAUAAACAGCGUUGGACGCUCGAGAUGCGUGGCCGUACCGCUGAGACAUACCCUGUUCUGAAGGAACUGGGCGUCGCCGGCCUCUUCGUGGCCCUGCUCGACAGCUUCCAACCUUUGUGGGCAGACGCACUAUGCGAGGAAACCCGGCCGUGCUCUCGCUUCUAUGGCCCGCCGGUCCAGUGGAUGGUGGACUUCGUUACGGAGAAAGGAAGCGGUCUCAACCAAGAUGAUGUUGAUAUGGAAGACGGAUGAGGUGUCACUUCCGCACGUGGAGUGUAGACAUCACAAUGCACCAGUAAUUGAAUGGUGUUUGA
Dacryopinax primogenitus is the source of this 1132-nucleotide messenger RNA. RefSeq lists its product as uncharacterized. The coding region runs from base 42 to 1070 and encodes 342 amino acids. Lineage: Eukaryota; Fungi; Basidiomycota; Dacrymycetes; Dacrymycetales; Dacrymycetaceae. The record is from RefSeq and is a predicted model, not a curated record. The transcript has 3 exons.